Messenger RNA from Mesorhabditis spiculigera, 1059 nucleotides. The record is from the annotation of a GenBank genome assembly. Lineage: Eukaryota; Metazoa; Nematoda; Chromadorea; Rhabditida; Rhabditidae.
AUGGAUUUCGAUGGGGUAAUCGAUAUAUCCUCGUAUCCGACAAUUGCUUUCUGGGUCCGGAUCUUUUCUGCGUUUGCUUUUGUGCUAAACAUCAUCGGCCUGGCUGCCGUUGCCUAUGGAAACCCGGCGGUAUUGGCGCAUUACAGGCGAUACCUUAUUAUUUAUCAGAUCUACUCCACGAUCACCGAUGCGAUACUUGGCGGGUUGGCCUUCCCGAUCCUUGCGUUUCCGAAUACGGGCGGCUACUCGAUUGGGCUAUUCACGGAUUGUGGAGUGCCGACGCAAAUGCAGUUGGUGAUCGGACUGAUGCUGAUCUCCGGGUUAUUUGGCGCAAAAAUUGUUAUAUUUUUGGAAAGACAGCAAGCUGCCUUGCAUCAAACGCAUUAUUUUCGGUUAUCGAGAAGUUUCCACAAAUUCACGACAUAUUUCAUGUAUCUGGCCCCAUUCGGGAAUGCCACAUUUGUUUGCAUCGUUUGCUACUACAAUAAUGUCUCGCAAGCCGUCGUUGAUUCUCUUCAGAAAUACCCAGCACUCCGCCAAUUUAUCCUAAACCCAGCCUAUCUGGGCUUUCAACGCGGCUAUGAUUUGCUUAUCACGCUUUACCUAUUUUUCGUUGUCGCCGGAGCGGGCGUGAUUAUAGCUGCGACAACCCUUCCUUCCUUCCACGCCUUUAAAACGCAGCAACUCAUUCUCAGCGAACGCACGCUGCAGAUGCAAAAGCGGUGGCUCGGCAAUUUAUGUAUCCAGACGAUGCUGCUUUGCGCGAUGGUGCUGACGCCAAUCUUCUAUGGGGUGGUUGUGUAUUUGACGCAGCGGAUAUAUUUGGCUGCUUUCACAAUCUGGGGCACGGUUCUCUUUUCACAGCAAGGCACAGCGAUGACCGUGCUCAACUUUAUUCUAUUUCGAAGCUAUCGCCGGGCCUACCAGCCUAGGUUCCCUAACAGUUUUCGUGAUGACGACGCGAACUCCACGAGCACCACUGAAGCCCAUACCGGUUCCAAUGCCGCCGAAGCGAAAAAUAAGCCUGGCCACUCUGUGCGCCAAGCAAAUCGAACUCAA